UUUCUCCUGCUUCCCCAUCUGUGUGCCUUUCUUGGCGAUCAGCGACUUGUACGUUUCAAUGAAUUCUAGGUAACUUGCUGGCAUGACAUACAUGUGCCGUUGCUGCUCUAACCAGAAUCUCUCUGCAAUUGCACGAACGCUUCUGUGUAUCUUCACGCAAACUUCCCCAACAGCACACUUGGACGACUUCUGGAAGACACUCACUCCUGCCCUGUCCGCUCCAUCUCCCACCACGGGUGCAACCUCUAUGGUACCAGAUGGGACCAAUGGCGCUGACAGCGCAGUUUCGGUUCCAGGUCCCACCUUUCCAAUGGCCCCACCCUUCUUACCCGGGGUGUGCCUAUCUGCACAAUCAACGAUCUUGGAAGACGCUUGCGAAGCCAGUUCUGGUUUGUUGCCUGAUGUGCUGCUUUGCUGUGUUGUUGGGGCCGGUGCCACACUCAAGGACGCAGGAUUGCUGUUGGUGCCAACAUCUGCUGCACUGAUACCUGCUGGUGGGGCAGAUGGCAUACUCUCGAGGAAAUGCGAGGCGACGGAGAGCAGUGCAUCGUCCGGCCAGUCGGUGAACCAGUCAAUGGUCAUGCACGUGACUAGCGAGGGACAGCGGCGUAUUCUGUCCGUAAACUGGGGCCCGAUCGGGCUGACACAAAGAACAAUCCGGAGGAGGGUGAGGACGACGAGGAAGGGCGUAGCACUGCCGGAGUGGAAGCGGGAGAUAAAAUUCCAGCUUGGGCGGCUGCAACAUCUGGAAAGAGAUUGCCGGAGGAGGGACGAUCAGCGAUCGAGGAGGAGGAGGCACCCUUCGACCACCCCAGAGGAGAGGUUGGGCUCAGCAUUCCUGAGGGCUCCAUUGCACUUGCUGGUCGGCUUGGCAGACAAGUUGCACCCAUGGUACUGUAGCGCGAUUGCCGAAGCUGAGAUCGCACUCGCUCUGAUCGAGGCUGAGGAACAGCGCCAGCUGGCAGCCGAGGCUGCCCGCCUACAGGCUGAAGCAGCGGCAACAGCUGAGAAGCAGCGGCUACAGGCCGAAGCAGACGCAGAUACCCAGGCACGCCUCAAGGAGGCCCAGGUUCUGCUGCAGCGGCAUGAAACUGCCAGCAGCGAAAGACUCAAGUUCUGGCACUUUGAACCCAACGGCGACGACGCGACACCGGAAGAGCAGCAUAAGGAGUUCCUCUCCAAACUCAGCCACGAGGAUGCUACACGGGCACUCAAUUCCCGUGUACUGGACCUGGAGCAAGCUGUACCAGGACCAGAUGUUGGUGAGUCCAGCAGCGCACCCUCUAACCGCCAACUGGAGCAACGCGUCGACCACGUCGUGGCAAUGCUCGACAACAUCAGCACCUUUGCUGCGCCGACCACCAUCAGCAAUCAGCUGGAUACUUUGAAGACCGAGUUCCAGCAACUGCAGUCGACGAACACGGAUGGCAACAAUCCAAAGCAAUACAAGAUGCCAACUUUUCAACUUGACAAGUUCGACGACUACACGCAUCAGGACCCGGUGCUCUGGUGGGAAGCUUUCACGACGCAACUUCGGAUUCUGCCUGUCGCCAAGCACGCGUACAUCGGCACCCUAUUCAUGAACUCAAAUGGCGGAUGCCAGAUCUGGUUAACCCACCUGCCAGCCACCCACGGCGUCGACGUCGCAGAUCUGAAAGACAAGGUUUCAUGGGAAGAGUUAACACGGCUGUGGAAGAAGCGGUUCAUCGUCGACGACGCACCUGCACUCGCCAUCAACCGUCUCUUCACCAUGACUCAAGGCAACACAGCAACACGUGACUGGCUCACGGAAUGGCAGAAGAUCGCGGCAACGCCCGAUCUUGAUUUACCAUUCUCGCAUCUGCGUCGUGAGUUCUACAACAGGUCAUGCGCUGCAUUGAGCCAGGCACUUGGUGAUCGCGAGCAGUAUGCAACUUUCGCUGAGAUUAUUGACAAGGCGAGAGAGAUCAUCAAGACCAAGAGGGCGGCUGCACACAAGAGGUCAACGUGGCAGCCAACCUAUGUGGAGAAGGUGAGAACUGGUCCGCGACAGCAGCAGUUCGCUCCAGUCCAAUCGAACAACACUGUGGAAGGCCCGACAGCCACCCAAGCGUCACGUGAGGGAGAUCAGGUGGCUGCUGUCCAGCCGCGAAGCAACAACAAGCCCCGAGUAAACGGGAAGGCGAAAUCAGCAUCGCAGGCCGGAAACGGACAGCCAGCACCACCAUGGGUCAAGUUCGGCUUGACCGAGGCCGAGUACAAGUACCGCAGCCGUUACGGCUGCUGUUACUGGUGCAACAGCACCAAGCACAAGACCUCCCUUUGCCAGGAUCAGGCCAAGGAGGAUGUGCGGCCUCGUCUCAUCUUGGGAAACUGAGUUUCGCGGGAGGUGAGGCGACUCCACCUCCCACUCCGCCAGAUUCGGUCGCCUUGCUAGCGGCCUCCUACACAUCU
Molecule: messenger RNA, 2433 nt
Organism: Chara braunii
Lineage: Eukaryota; Viridiplantae; Streptophyta; Charophyceae; Charales; Characeae
Source: the annotation of a GenBank genome assembly